AUGAGAAGUGGCAACCGUGUCAUGGUAACACGUGGCGCCACGUAUGGCGGGUUCGAGAGGAGCAAGUGUGGAAUGGAGGACGUUUCAGAACAGAUACACGGCAUGUGCACGCCCGUCACCUUUCGUUUGAGACACCCCCUGUCGCAGAGGUGUAACACAUUUACAAACCGCUUCCAAAGCUACCCACUCGCGGCGCUGCUUUUCCCUUUUUAUUGUGACACCACGCCUUCGCCAGCUGCAACAGCCGACGUCGAGCCCCAUACGCAAGCGGGCAUGAACUCGGGGCGUCGGCGCACGAGCCGAACACGCGGGCGCGGCGGCCGCACGUCGGCGCCGCGUUCCAGCAGCCGGACGGUGACGGUGACCAGGGCGGCGGUCGCGGGCUCGAGCUCGAGCGCGGCGGGGCCGGUGCUCAAGCUGCGGCGGCGGCGGCGCGUACGGUGGAGCUCGGAGACGCACGACAACGAGCACGACGGGAAGAAGAGCUCCAAGAGCUGCUGCGUCUUCCACAAGCCGCGCGCGUGGGACGAAAGCUCGUCGGAGAGCGGCGGGGAGGAGGGAGAGGGGGCGGCGGGCCCGGGGCGCCCCGCGGCCGACCCAGAGGAGGGAAGGGAAGGUGGUGGGGACGACUCUAGUAGCAGUGGUGGGCCGGUGCAGCGCAGGCCGGAACGCAGGGUGCCGUUGGCGGAGGAGAUGGAUGAAGCGGACGGGUUCUUCGAGUGA
Messenger RNA from Chondrus crispus (carragheen), 723 nucleotides. RefSeq lists its product as hypothetical. NCBI's taxonomy places the organism in Eukaryota, Rhodophyta, Florideophyceae, Gigartinales, Gigartinaceae. Gene Ontology annotation, molecular function: protein phosphatase 1 binding; protein serine/threonine phosphatase inhibitor activity. Gene Ontology annotation, cellular component: nucleus. The record is from RefSeq and is a predicted model, not a curated record. The transcript has a single exon. The coding region runs from base 1 to 723 and encodes 240 amino acids.